GACAGAAACACAUGCACCUGCAGCAGUGCGCGUUUGUGUGUGUGUGUGUGUGUGUGUGUGUGAAAGACGCAAACGCACAGUGCUUCAGACCGAGCAGGGAUGGAGGAUUUUGUGGAUAUCCUGGAGGAGAGGAGGCGCAGCUGUGACCUCGGCCAUGCCCUCAGGACCUUUAACCCCCACCCCUACCAAGGAGCGUCCCCCUGCUCCACGGCUGAGCUCAACAAAGCCGUGCUGGAGUCCCAGUAUCUACGCUACGUGACUGAAGAGAUUGCCACAGAGACGAGGUCGUCGGUGGUGGAGGUGAGGGAAGAGGCUUGCAGGCUUUUGGAAGAAAUGUCUCACAACCUGCAGCUGGGCUUUAUCCGGCUGAUGGGCUACACCCUCACCAAGGUGGCCAAGAGGCUCUUCAGCAGCAUCUACGUCAACAUGGAGGGCCUCAGCAGGCUCCAAAAAGCCAUCCAGGAGACGCCUGUCAUCCUGAUGCCCAAUCACAAGAGCUACAUGGACUUCUUAAUCAUCUCCUACAUCAUGUUCACCUACGACAUCCCUAUUCCUGUUAUCGCUGCAGGAAUUCCUCUUGCAGGGAUGAAGAUGGUGGGAGAGAUACUGCGUCGCUCUGGGGCGUUUUUCAUCCGCCGCGCCAUCGGCUCUGACAAACUGUACUGGGCAGUGCUGUCGGAAUAUGUCAAAACCAUUGUCAGGAAAGGAUUCGCUCCCAUGGAGUUUUAUGUGGAAGGGUUGAGGAGUCGCACGCUGAAGUCGCUGACGCCGAAGUUAGGUAUGAUGCACAUGGUGCUGGAUCCCUACUUUAAGAGUGAGGUGUUUGACAUCACGCUGGUGCCCAUCAGCAUCAGCUACGACAGGGUGCUGGAGGAGUCGCUGCUCGCCCAUGAGUUGCUGGGUGUCCCCAAGCCCAAAGAAAGCACUACAGGUCUGCUGAAGGCCACCAAAGUGCUCCAGGAAGAUUACGGCACCAUGCAUGUGAACUUUGGCCGUCCGCUGUCAGUCAGACAGAUGUGUGAGGGCAAGAUCAACCGCUGCCAGUACAACCUCACACCCAGGGAUCUUCCUCAGAAGCCCACUGCGGAGGCUCAGGCCUGUGUGAGCUGGCUGGCUCAUCUCAUGGUGCAAGUCCAAGAAGAGGGCUCUGUGAUCAGCCCGUGGUCUCUGAUGGCCUGCCUGUUGCUCCAGGCUCCGAUCACAGUGCUAACUGAGGAGGGUCUGCUGUGGCAUCAGCUCACUGAACAAACCCUCUGGCUCAGGAAGCUGGCGCUGGACCUCGGAGCUCGUCUGAACUGGCCUGCACAAACUCCUGACCUGGACGUGAUGUCAUCCGCCGUGGCCCUCCACUGCUCCACAGUUCACCGGAAAGCGGGGCGAGUCUACCUGGUUCAGGAGAAAGAGCCGGUGAGGAGGCAUCCAAUCAGCCCACAGGAGAGUGUGAUGAGGACGGCGUCUGGGGUGCUGAUGCUGGCCUCCUACAGGAAUCAGGCGCUGCACGUAUUUGUGCGUCCAGCCCUGCUCGCCACGGCCAUGCACAUCACAAAGAGCACACAGAGAGACGAGCUCUUCGCCUUCUUCUGCUUCCUACAGGACCUCUUCUCCUACGAGUUCAUCUCCAUCCCGGGCGAGUUGUCUCAGGACUUUGAGAAGGCGUGCUCCCUCCUGAAGAAAUGUGGAGCCGCCCACAUCAACCAGCAGGAAGUGACGCUUUCAGAUACGGGGGAGGAGACGAUAUCGUUCCUGCGGGCUCUCAUACAACCCUUCAUGGAUUCAUACCAGGCGAUGCUCAGGUACCUCUCUGAAGAAGGCGCUCACAUGCUCACAGAGAAACAGUUCCUACCUGCUGUGAGAAACCUGGCUACCAGGCUCAUCCUCUCAGGUGAGCUGGACACCUAUGAGGCCCUCUCAUCAGACACGCAGAAAAACGUUUUGAUGGCCCUGCAGCGGCUGCAGGCUGUGACAAAGUCCAGGGCCUCCGAGCAGAACGAAUUGAAAGUGAACAAAGCUGCCGUCAGAAGAAUUGAAGACGUACUUUCUGGGAAAAUCCCUCCCCAGAUGCUCCAGACGACACCUGACGCAAGACUUUAGUCUCCUUUUGGAACGGAUCCAUCCUCGGGAAUCAGCCCACGGUCCUAUUUACCCCUGCUUGACCCUUUUCACCCUUUCUGUCUUCACAUCUUUCUUCCUCCUUGUCUUCCCUCUGGGUCUUUCAUGCAACAGACGAAAUAUACUUCAUCCUGCAACUUGGCUGCUUUCCGACUCUGUCUCUGGGAACUUUUUCUCAUCCUUUACAUAUCUUAAAGAACAGAGCUAAGAUAAAACGCAAGAGUGAUAUUAUUGCUGAUUUUUUAAGGCUAUAAUCAGAAAGUAAUUUUUUAGGAGAGAAGUGUUUUUCUGGGCUUCUAACUGUGAAACAAGCAAUGAGGACACCUGUGGAUUUCAAUACUGAAUUAAUAACUUAUACUUGUUUAAUAUAUUUGAAAGAUUCUGUCCUUGAUUGAUUAUUAAAUGACAUGCUGACAUGGUAAGUGAAGUUAGAUAGUGAAAACUCAACUAUGACCAAUGUCCAUAGCGAUAAAGGUUUAAUUACAACAACGAUGUCGAAUCACUUUGUUUGAGACGUUUAUUUUA
Molecule: messenger RNA, 2634 nt
Organism: Paralichthys olivaceus (Japanese flounder)
Lineage: Eukaryota; Metazoa; Chordata; Actinopteri; Pleuronectiformes; Paralichthyidae
Gene: gnpat2
Product: glyceronephosphate O-acyltransferase 2
Biological process (GO): triglyceride biosynthetic process; phospholipid biosynthetic process; fatty acid metabolic process
Cellular component (GO): mitochondrial membrane; peroxisomal membrane
Molecular function (GO): glycerol-3-phosphate O-acyltransferase activity; glycerone-phosphate O-acyltransferase activity
Source: RefSeq, a predicted model, not a curated record